Messenger RNA from Alnus glutinosa, 1113 nucleotides. RefSeq names its product cytidine deaminase 1-like. The coding region runs from base 101 to 991 and encodes 296 amino acids. The record is from RefSeq and is a predicted model, not a curated record. Gene Ontology annotation, cellular component: cytosol. NCBI's taxonomy places the organism in Eukaryota, Viridiplantae, Streptophyta, Magnoliopsida, Fagales, Betulaceae. The transcript has a single exon. Gene Ontology annotation, molecular function: zinc ion binding; cytidine deaminase activity.
CCCCCCUGUCUGUUCCCCCUCCCUCCUUCCCUCUUCUCCUCGUUUCCAGGAAGAAGUCUCUCGUCCGCCUCAAUCCCAAAGAAUCCCCACCCCCACCAAAAUGGACAAACCCAGAUUCGUAAUCCCAGCCUCAGAAGUCGAAUCCAUGGCCCAAGACUCCAAACUCACCGUCCUCCAGCUCCUCCCCACGCUCGUUCCCUCCGCCCAGCGCCUCGCCCGCCCGCCCAUCUCCCGAUACCACGUUGGCGCCGUGGGGCUCGGCUCCUCCGGCCGCGUCUUCUUCGGCGUCAACCUCGAGUUCCCCAACCUCCCCCUCCACCAUUCCGUCCACGCCGAGCAGUUCCUACUCACCAAUCUCUCCCUCAAUGCCGAGCCCCGCCUACACUACCUCGCCGUGUCCUCCGCCCCCUGCGGCCACUGCCGCCAGUUUCUCCAGGAGAUCCGCGACGCCCCCAACAUCAACCUCCUCAUAACCUCCGAACCCAACUCCGCCUCCGAUCAAUUUACGCCGCUGUCAAACUUUCUCUCCCACCCUUUUGGACCCCAUGACUUGUUGCCGGAGGACGUGCCUUUGCUCCUAGAGCCACACCAUAAUAAAUUGUCGUUUUUGAGCGAGACCCAGAUAAAAUUGUGCAAUGGGGUUUGUGGGGUUGGCGGUGAAUUACGAUACGCGGCUCUGGAGGCUGCGAACAGGUCCCGUGCGCCGUACAGUGGGUGCCCGUCCGGCGUGGCUCUUGUGGAUUGCGAAGGGAAGGUGUAUCCAGGGUCGUAUAUGGAAUCUGCGGCGUUUAACCCGAGCAUGGGACCGGUGCAGGCGGCUCUGGUGGCGUAUGUUGCAAACGGAGGCGGUGGUGGGUAUGAGAGGAUUGUUGGGGCGGUGUUGGUGGAGAAGGAGGGAGCUGUGGUGAAGCAGGAGCAGACGGCGAGGCUGCUGUUGCAGGCGAUUUCGCCUAAGUGUGAGUUUAAGGUCUUCCAUUGUAGAUCGGCUUAGAAUCAAUGGCUGUAAAAAAAGAGUCGAAAUCGAUGCAUGGAUGGAGGAUAUUAAAAGAAGUCUCUGUUAAGCCUUUUGUAAUUUGUAAUUUUAAUAUUAAUAUAAUCACAGGGUUUCGAAUC